CCUUCCCGGUGCCGGCAGAUCCUUGAAAGGGCUUGUCUUCCCCCCCCCUGCGAACCUGUGGUCUGCGCAAAUCCUUCCUCCUUUUUCUCCGCGCUGAGUGAACGAGCACGACGACCUACGACGACGAGCAGACUUUAUCUUCCUUUCAGUGCGCAAUUAAGGGAUCGGGAACGCAAAGACCGAACGCGAGGAAAGGAACGAACGGCUGCAAAGAUGGGUCUCAUGGGAAAGCUACAAGCAAAACUCGAGCUCUACCGCCUCGAACAACGGUACACCCGCCGCUCCAAACGCACCACCUUCAUCUCCGACGCGCGGUACGUGGACGGCGAAUACAUCUACGCGUCCACAGGCACCAACUCGCCGACCGCCUCGCCAAUCACGAGCCCCAAGGAGACAAGAGAUCGGUGGAUCCCGACAAUAAAGGAGGAGCGAAGAUGAGGGGAGACGGGAUGUAACGGCCGAUUUGCGAUUCUUUGGGAGAGUGAUGAUGCUGGGAGUAGCGACGAUGAGGGGAUUGCAAUGGCAGGGAAGAACGGCGAGUGGGCCGGAGAUACCCUCGAGACGAGUUGCAUUGCAUUGCAUGAUGCGCAGCGAGUUGAAGCGGUUGGCGAUUUCACGAUUCACAUGGCUUUUUGGAGUACGGUCAUCGGCGGGUGGGUUGCAUUAGCGAAUAUAUUGGAUCGUGCGGAC
Messenger RNA from Eremomyces bilateralis CBS 781.70, 690 nucleotides. RefSeq lists its product as uncharacterized. The coding region runs from base 214 to 438 and encodes 74 amino acids. NCBI's taxonomy places the organism in Eukaryota, Fungi, Ascomycota, Dothideomycetes, Eremomycetales, Eremomycetaceae. The record is from RefSeq and is a predicted model, not a curated record. The transcript is spliced from 2 exons.